Molecule: messenger RNA, 312 nt
Organism: Salpingoeca rosetta
Lineage: Eukaryota; Choanoflagellata; Craspedida; Salpingoecidae
Exons: 3
Coding region: 1-312 (103 amino acids)
Source: RefSeq, a predicted model, not a curated record
AUGAGCAGCAGUACGUUUUGGCACAACCUGCUAAAGUUGUCUGGUGAGCUGGCCAAGCUUGAGGACCCUGGGGCGCGCGUGCGCCAGUUGCUGUGGGAGGCAGCGUGGUGCAUGCUCACCGUCGCCCUCAUCAGUGGCAAGGACGUGGCCCAGCUGCUGCUGGGAGUUAGUGAAAACAAGUCGGUGGUGAUCAUGCUGUGGCGGUGCUGGCUGCUGUGCGUCCUGCAUGUCAUCUCCAUGGUGCUGCUGAACCUGCUGAUUGCGCUCGCGUCGGACUGCGCAGAUGUUGAGUUCCAGCUGCUACGUGGCUGA